Molecule: messenger RNA, 2710 nt
Organism: Zerene cesonia (dogface butterfly)
Lineage: Eukaryota; Metazoa; Arthropoda; Insecta; Lepidoptera; Pieridae
Product: scavenger receptor class B member 1-like
Exons: 10
Coding region: 304-2370 (688 amino acids)
Cellular component (GO): cytoplasm; membrane
Molecular function (GO): scavenger receptor activity
Source: RefSeq, a predicted model, not a curated record
GCGAAAAAUUAAUACGUGCAUUAUCUGUAGCACGCGAUAUAUGUAUUGACAGCGCGGGAAAAGAAUGUGACAUUAUUUUUUUUCAGAGCAUCCGAACGUGUUUACAGUUCUAUAUUUAAAGUGAUUCGCACAAAGGUUGUGCUGAGAGUUAUUAUAUUUUUUUUUAUUCACGAUUCGGAAGCGUGUUAUUACAAAUAUUACGGAAUCAAUCUUGAGCUAUUAAAUAAAUAUUAAGCGACAUUAGUAGUGUACUAGAAAAAUCUGUCAGUGAUAUUUUGUUUGCGUUAUGAUAAGUGUGUAAAUAUGAAGGAACUAGUUCAAAUUUGGAAUCGAGUCACGGGAAGGCGAUAUUCCUCCGUCAACACAGGAGAGCGGGAACUACGAGAUGUCGGCAGCAACAGAUUAAAAAGUAUCGAUUUGGAUGCUGUUAAUUUCGAUGCGAAUUUAUCGGAGUGUGAGGGUUUGAAUAAAUUCAAUGAUGAAUUGGACUUUAACGAGCGAAAGAAUGCAAUUAUAAAUAGAUUGUUCGAGAGAAGAAAGAAAGGGCACACUACGCGGCAGCCAAAAUGUUUAUUUAUAUUGCUGAUGCUAGGUUUCUUCUGCUUGGGGACCGGGUUGUUCAUAGCAUUCGUGCAUCCUUACGACAUACUGUUCAGAUGGAAAAUCAUUUUUCAAAAUGGAGGCGAAAUUUUCGAAAUGUGGCGGAAGCCGGAAGUGGAGCUUUAUGUCAAAGUAUAUCUCUUCAACGUCACUAACGCUGAGGAAUACAUGGCUGGGACGGAUAAAACUAUAAAAAUCAAAGAAGUUGGCCCUUUCGUGUAUAGGGAGUUCUUAGAGCACAACGUGACGGAAUUCAACGACAACGGAACCCUCUCCGCGAUACCCAAGCACCCGCUCGCUUGGGUGGAGGAGCUCUCGGAGGGGAAUAAGGAGGAUGACGUCCUGUUCCUGCCGCACAUCGCUUUAUUGAGCAUUGCCAAUGUAGUAUCCCAACAAAGUUUUAUGACCAGAUUUGGUCUGAACAAUCUCAUCGGUCUGACAAACAGCCAGCCGUUAGCGAAGAUGACAGCUCGCGAAUUCAUGAUGGGCUACAAGUCUGAGUUGAUGACCCUUGGCAACACGUUCAUGCCUGGCUGGAUUUAUUUCGAUAAACUCGGCCUGAUUGACAGGAUGUACGACUUCAACGGCGACUUCGAAACCAUAUUCACGGGGGAGACGGAUCUAACCAUAUCCGGUCUGAUAGACACAUAUAGAGGUUCAACCGACCUGCCGCAGUGGUCUGGCACGCACUGCUCCAACGUGCAGUACGCGUCAGAUGGCACCAAGUUCAAGAGUGCUUUGACCAGAAACGAAAGUGUACUGUUUUAUAGGAAGAGUCUGUGCAGAGCGGCCCCGCUGGUACCAAUAAAGGAAGGAGUCAAAAGCGGUCUCAAGGGUCUGAUGUACACCUUCCCAGACCACAUGCUGGAUAAUGGGAAAUACCAGGAAGAGAACAAAUGUUUCUGUCGCUUAGGCAAAUGUCUCCCCGAGGGUCUGAUAGACGUAACAGACUGCUACUACGGCUUCCCAAUAGCACUGUCCUACCCGCACUUCUACAAGGGAGACGAUGUUCUGUUCAACAAGAUUGAAGGUCUGACGCCGGAUAAGGAGCUGCAUGAGACGAGAUUUUGGAUCCAGCCCGACUCAGGUCUCCCUCUGGAUGUCAGCACUAAGUUCCAGAUAAACAUGGCGCUAGGUGACAUCACUUCUAUUAAGAAUACUGAUAAAUUUGCCAACAUGUACCUGCCAUUAUUGUGGUUUGAUAUUCGCAUGUACAGCCUCCCAUCAUCAAUGGAGAUGCGCUUUAAGAUGUAUCUCAACAUUCUGCCCGUAGUGGAGAAUGUCAUAAUGUAUAUAACCUUCAUAUCGGGCGCCAUUUUGAUUUUCGCAACAAUAUACAUUUUAACAUUCAAAAUAAUGUUCAAAUCGUACAAGAAGAAUUGGUCAGACGAGAAACGUAACAUGAGAGACAUUUACGCGCCGUGUGAGAUACCGCUGAAUGACACGGAGUCUGACAGUCCGGACUCCAAAUAUGAGAUCAGACCGUUCAGAUCGCACUCCGACAGAAUCAAAGAACUCAGUCAGAAAUUGAGCGACAAAGUGUACGACACGGUGCGAAUAUUCGAGGACAGAAAGAAUUCGCUCAUCGUUCCCGAAGUGUCCGCGGAAACCAACGACGCCUUCCGGAGUGAAAGCGACAGCGAUACGAGGGAGAAGGAGAGCGACGAUGAUUGUAAAUACUUGGAAAUAAUCGACGACGGUAGUGGGUUCGACGAUUAUGUCUACUUGGAGAGUGAAAAGUCGAAAACUCUGCGAGAGUUGGAUAAAUAAACGAUGUUCUGCCGGUUUCGCUCGCUGAUAUGUCCCUGAUACGCUAUUCGACUUAGAAUCUUAUUCAUUAUCAUUAUAACAGAUAAGCGAAAAGGGAUGUAUGAGGAGGCUGUGCCGGUUGUUAAUGUAUCGGAUUGAAUAAGUCACAAUUUUAAAUUGUGUCCGAAUGUAUGUUGGUUUAUUCUGAAGUCUUUGACAGAUAUAUUUAGGUUGCAUUAUUAAAUACGAUAUUAAAUUGACUAUACAGGGAAAUGUUAUUUCUUGAUAGCUAAUUAGCUAAUAAGUGCUUGGAAGGAGUUAAACUCCAAAAUAUUUCAUUUCGCCUCUAAGUUAUGAUGUU